Molecule: messenger RNA, 1481 nt
Organism: Tachysurus fulvidraco (yellow catfish)
Lineage: Eukaryota; Metazoa; Chordata; Actinopteri; Siluriformes; Bagridae
Gene: klf10
Product: Kruppel-like factor 10
Exons: 3
Coding region: 116-1006 (296 amino acids)
Biological process (GO): regulation of transcription by RNA polymerase II
Molecular function (GO): RNA polymerase II cis-regulatory region sequence-specific DNA binding; DNA-binding transcription factor activity, RNA polymerase II-specific
Source: RefSeq, a predicted model, not a curated record
GGUCAAAAUGUGAUCCGUGAUCGACUCAUGUGUUUGAAAUGACUCAAUGAGUCUGAUUAAUAGAACAGCAAGUUAAAUGAGUGUUUAACACUUUUAAGUCUCAGAGUUUACUGUCAUGGCUACAUUUAUUGACCCUCGUGUGUCAUCUGUCCUAAAUCAUCCCCUUCAGUGCAAGAUGGCACCACAUUGUGCUCCAUCAGCAGAACCGAGCCAGAGCGAAACACCUCGGUUCAAUGCCAUCAGUGUGAUCCGUCACACAUCUGAUCCCCUGCAUCAGGUUUCCUCAGAGACAUUCGUCACCGAACCCUUUCCCAUCUGCACCGUCCGGAGCCACUGCGGUGGCCCAAUUGACAGCUGUUCAGAAGUAAAUCUUGAAAAUCUGAACUCUGUCUGGUUCAGCUCUGCCUCCAAAACCCCUCCUGACACCAUCACAGCAUCAUCUGUAGCACUGUUCCAGAUACCUCUAUGUACAGUGAUCAACACACAAGCUCCAUCUACUGUUAAUCCCCCAGUUUUAGUGGCCUCUUGUGUUCCCAGCAUGGUAGUGGUGCUUCCAAAAUCUCACACACAGGCUCCGGUUGUCACAAGUAAAGGUUCAAACAUCGCUGUCAUUAACCCUGUAGUGAAGAACCCACCACAGCAUCGUUGCCACAUUUGCCCCCACGCUGACUGUGGUAAAACUUAUCUGAAAAGCUCCCACCUGAAAGUGCACCUGCGUACACACACAGGUGAGAAGCCGUUUAAUUGUCAGUGGGAAGGAUGUAAAUGGAGAUUCUCCCGAUCAGAUGAACUCUCCCGUCACAGACGCACUCACACCGGGGAGAAACGCUUCACCUGCUCCACGUGUCACCUUCGCUUUACACGCAGCGAUCACCUCGCCAAACACAAGCGUCGCCAUUACGUGGCCAAGACAGCUCUGGCUUGGCAGGCACAUAUCAGCCGGAACGGCUGCUUCCGGGCAGGAGCUCGAGCUCUCCUGCCCAUCGCAAUCAAACCGCAGGUCUGAAUGUAGUACUCAAAGAUCAUGGAGGCUCAUUUUAGGAUUAUUUACUGCACAUUCUGCAUCUUCUCUUUGAGGUUGGUGUGGCCAACAAUGCCCUUUAUAUACUAUGUUAAAAUUAUUCAUGUGCAAAUAAUCACUAGAAUUUCUUAUUCAAGGAAGCUGAAUCUUUUUCUCAGCGCUCAUCGAGCUGUAGUCGGCUUCACAGCAUAAACCUCGAUCGGGCUCGGACGAAACGUUCUUAGGCUCUGUUCGUGUUCUUGAACUGCGUUCCAAGCUCUAAAGCAACAUUACACUAGUUAGUGUAAAGAAGUGAACACACACUUAAGCACAAUCAUUUAUUGAUGGCGUUUUGCCAAACAUACAGUAACAAGAGGUUAACAUUUUUCGUCUGAGGGAUUGAAUUCAUCUCAUUCAAAAUGACACUUGACUUUGUUUUGGUAAACCGGGAAGCUUGUCCAUCAAGACCAACCUGCUCCAA